AUGACCUUAGACAAGCUACUAGAAUGUGGUGAGAGAUCCAUUUAUGAGGAAAGGACUCAACAUUCUCGAAUCAUAGGAGGACAGGAAGCCAAGGUGGGUGAGUUUCCAUGGCAGGUGAGCAUUCAGGAAAGAAACAAACAUUUCUGUGGCGGCUCCAUCCUCAGCGAGUGGUGGAUUCUCUCUGCGGCCCACUGCUUUUAUUCUGGAGAGUUUUUACCAACGGAACUGAGAGUUGCGUUGGGGACCAAUGAUUUAACCAACUUGCCCACAGAACUACAGGUCAUCAGCGUAGUUUGGCACAAGGAUUUUGAAAGACUCACCAUGGACAGCGAUAUCGCUUUGCUACUGCUGGCCUCCCCCAUCACAUUCAGUGGCCUGACAGUGCCCAUCUGCAUGCCCCCCCAGCCUGCCCCUUCCAGAUGGCACGAAUGCUGGGUGGCAGGAUGGGGCAUGACCAAUUCAGUCGACAAAAACUCUAUGACAACGGACCUGAUGAAAGUGCCGAUGCUCAUCAUAGAUUGGGAGGAGUGUUCACAGAUAUUCCCAAAACUCACCCAGAACAUGCUGUGUGCUGCCUACGAGAAUGAGAACGAGAGUUAUGAUGCCUGCCAGGGCGACAGUGGGGGACCACUCGUCUGCAACAUAAAGCCUGGCAGCAAGUGGUACCAGGUGGGCAUCAUCAGUUGGGGAAGGGGAUGUGGACAGAAAGGCUUCCCAGGAAUAUAUACCUUGUUGGAGAACUAUACCCUGUGGAUUGAAAAAGUGGCCGAGGUGGAGGGAAAGCCCUUGAACACUAGGGCAAUAAGGGCACCUGUCAAGAAGAAACUCGGUGAACGAACCCAGGCCUCCAAAUGCCCAGCACUGGGCAGCCCCCAAGACUGGCUCCUUCCCUGUCUUCUGUCUUGUACACUGCUCAGAGCCUUGUCCAACUGA
Molecule: messenger RNA, 933 nt
Organism: Nannospalax galili (Upper Galilee mountains blind mole rat)
Lineage: Eukaryota; Metazoa; Chordata; Mammalia; Rodentia; Spalacidae
Gene: Prss55
Product: serine protease 55
Exons: 5
Coding region: 1-933 (310 amino acids)
Biological process (GO): proteolysis
Molecular function (GO): serine-type endopeptidase activity
Source: RefSeq, a predicted model, not a curated record